AUGAAGAUCGAGUUCGCGCCGCGCAACAUCCCGCUGGCGCGGCGGCUGCAGACGGCGUCGGUGCUGCUGUGGCUCGUGCUCACAGUGCUGCUGGCAACGAUAUGUAUUAUCAUCUUUGCCAUCCUGAUCAUCAACAAUUAUUGGUUCCUUUAUAUCCCUUACCUUGUAUGGUUCUACUUCGAUUUGCAAACCCCGGCGCAAGGAGGCAGGAGGUGCCAUUGGAUCAGAAGCUGCAUAGUUUGGAGGUACUUUAUGGACUAUUUUCCAAUUCAUCUCAUCAAAACGCAGGAUUUGGAUCUGAGUCAUAACUACCUAUUUGGGUUUCACCCCCAUGGAGCCCUGACUGCUGGAGCCUUUGGGAAUUUUGGUACAAACCAUUCUGCCUUCAAGAAGCUGUUUCCUGGCUUCACCGCGUAUCUCCACAUCAUCUCGAUUUUGUUCAUUUGUCCUUUCUUCCGAGAUAUUCUGUUGACCACUGGCCUGGUCUCAGUCUCCAAGAAGAGCAUCUCCUCCAGGCUGAGCAGAAAGGGAGGCGGGAACAUUUCCGUCGUCGUCGUAGGGGGCGCUCCGGAGUUGUUGUACGCAUAUCCCGGAAGUUUCACCCUGUACAUCCGCCAGCGGAAAGGAUUUGUUAAACUGGCUUUGACCCAUGGGGCCCAUUUGGUCCCAGUGUUUUCUUUUGGUGAAAAUGAACUGUUUGACCAAAUCGGCGCCCGUGACCGCACCUGGAUUUGGAUUUUCCAGCAGAAGUUGCAGAAGUUUGUGGGCGGCAUUCUGCCCCUGUUUUACGCCAGAGGGAUUUUUCAGUACACUUUGGGCUUCAUGCCCUACCGGAAACCCAUCCACACAGUUGUUGGCCGCCCAAUCCCAGUUCAUCAGACUCUGCACCCAACCCGCCAGCAGAUUGAGGAGUUGCAUCAGACUUAUUUGGAAGAGCUCUCGAAGUUGUUUGAGGAGCACAAAGGAAAAUAUGGCAUCCCAGAACACCAAAAACUCAUUUUUAAAUGAUCACAUGGUCCAAAGAGCUGCCG
Echinops telfairi (small Madagascar hedgehog) is the source of this 1031-nucleotide messenger RNA. RefSeq names its product monoacylglycerol O-acyltransferase 1 (gene MOGAT1). Gene Ontology annotation, biological process: triglyceride biosynthetic process; diacylglycerol biosynthetic process. The record is from RefSeq and is a predicted model, not a curated record. Gene Ontology annotation, cellular component: endoplasmic reticulum membrane. Lineage: Eukaryota; Metazoa; Chordata; Mammalia; Afrosoricida; Tenrecidae. Bases 1 to 1008 code for a protein of 335 amino acids. Gene Ontology annotation, molecular function: diacylglycerol O-acyltransferase activity. The transcript has 6 exons.